Molecule: messenger RNA, 1518 nt
Organism: Eucalyptus grandis
Lineage: Eukaryota; Viridiplantae; Streptophyta; Magnoliopsida; Myrtales; Myrtaceae
Product: UPF0481 protein At3g47200
Exons: 1
Coding region: 1-1518 (505 amino acids)
Source: RefSeq, a predicted model, not a curated record
AUGGCUGCUGUGGAAUCUGGACUCCUGAAGGUACAGCAAGAACCAUCCGGGGCUCUCCGGAUCGGCGUCGAGAACAACGGGGCCGAAAUUGUCCCCAGAGAUGAGCUAAGGCUAUCCUCGUCCGAGUGUCGCGUCUCCAUCAAAGAGAUGCUCGCGCAACUUGGCCGGGAGGACCAGGACUACGUACAGAGCCCAUGGCUGUGUGAUGAGGAAAAGGCCUCUAUUUGCCGGAUCCCGCAAUAUCUCAAGGAUGACGAGGACAAGGGCUAUGAUCCCCAGAUCGUCUCCCUCGGGCCGUACCACCAUGGUAAAGAGCACCUCCGCCCUAUGGAGCAGCACAAGUUGCGCUGCCUCCACCACAUCCUCACACGCUUUAAUCACGGGAUAGAUUUAUAUUUAGACUCGGUGAAGGGGUUCGAGAAGAGAGCUCGCACCUGCUAUGAGGAAACGAUAUCCAUGAGCAGCAACGAGUUUGUGGAGAUGAUGGUGCUUGACGGGUGCUUUGUGAUUGAGCUGCUCUUGGGAGUCGACACGGGGUUCCAGGGAUUUGGCUACCAUGACAAUGACCCCAUCUUCUCAGUGGGGCCAUCCAUACUCAAGACCAAGAUCCGGCGAGACAUGAUAAUGCUCGAGAACCAGAUUCCGCUCUUCAUUCUUGACCGGCUGCUCAGCCUCCAGCUUGGUGAACCCGACCAGGAGAAGCACGUGGUCGAGCUGGCGCUCCAGUUCUUCUCCCCCUUGACCCCGAUCUGGGCCUUCAUGGUGGAGACCGAAUGCCCAUCCGACCCCCGCAGGCUCCAUUGCCUUGGAGCGUACUGGUCGAACACCCUGCCCUCGUCCGCAAAGCAGGGGGGGACCAAGAUGCGAGAGGAGAUCAUGUGGCGAAUGAGGAUCACGAGGUGGUCGCAGAGACAGAACAAGCUCAAUUUCUGCGUGACCAAGCUCCGGGAAGCUGGGAUCGUGUUCCGGAAUGUGCUUCAUGACAGAGUAGGGAACAUCGAGUUCUUGGACGGGGUCCUCUACAUCCCCAAGCUUACGAUUGAUGAAGGGACGAGGUCGCUCUUCUUCAACUUGAUAGCCUUCGAGCAGUCUCACAUCCAUUGCGGAAACCACGUCACCGCAUACGUAAUCUUCAUGCACAGCUUGAUUCACUCCCCUGAGGACGUCGACCACCUCCGUGACCGCAUGAUCCUCGAUCACUGCCUUGGGAGCAAUGCUGAGGUCGUUGACCUCUUCAACUGCCUUUGCCAGAAGUUGGCCUUCGACAUCACAGACAGUUAUCUCUUUGAUCUGCGCACAGAGGUGUCAUUGUACUGCUUACGUAGAAGGCUUCCCUUCAAAAUGGCUACAGCCGCUUUCGCACGUAAGUGGAAUUUCUGGGGAGCCGAUCUCAGGAAAAAGUACUUCAACAAUCCUUGGUCAACCAUUUCUGUGAUUGCUGCUUCCAUUUUGCUUGUGCUCACUUUCACACAGACCUUCUAUGGAGUCUAUGGCUACUACAGGCCGUCACGUCCUUGA